UUCGAAGUUUGUUGAGCACGGAAAAGGGACAACAUGAACGAUAAGUUGGAAAAGUACUGGAGACGUUUAUAUUAUAUGCAGCCAGUCGCGGGACCCACUUCUUUGGAUCCUGAUACGAUAGAAUACUUUGGAGUAUUUAGUAUUAACGAGUCACCAGUCGGCACCAAAAAACGGUGGUACAUUUACUAUGGCCUUAGAUCAGAAAGGUUAAAGGUUAUGGAAAGAAUUCGCAAGAAAUAUGGCAAAAAGCAUGUAGAAAUAUUUCAGAUCGCCACAUUCAGCGGAGUGGGAUUUCAUAAAAUCGUAAGAGAAUAUUUCUGCAACUUAAAAUGGUUUACAAGCAGAAAUCUCUUGGAAGCUCCAUUAAAUAGUUAUUAUAAUGAUGAAAGACUCGUGAAAACAGUUUCAGAUUUGCAUAACAAGGAGCUAAAAAGAAUCUUCGACUAUAUAAUGAUACAACACGAUUGGUUCAAGCGCUAUAAUGAUCAAAAGCCACGACCUGCUAAUCAUUAAACAAACUAAGGAAACCGACUAUCAGUUACCCGUUACUCAAUUCACAAAUCUAAAGGUAAUAAUGCCUUUUCUGAAUAUGAUCCAUCUGCUGACCAGUGACAUUUGUUGAUAUAUUUUCGUAUCCAUAUACACACAAUACAAUUGUGUAAUUGAAACUUCUUUGAUAAGUUAUGCCCUACUUAUUAUAUACAUUUAAAAACAUGUCCAAUAAAAUUU
Molecule: messenger RNA, 729 nt
Organism: Drosophila teissieri
Lineage: Eukaryota; Metazoa; Arthropoda; Insecta; Diptera; Drosophilidae
Source: RefSeq, a predicted model, not a curated record